AUGACCACCCAUAAGUCGCAGGGUCAAACAUUGCAACAUGUAUUGGUGGACCUGCAAAGUUGUCACAGAACUGAAGCUCCAUAUGUGAUGGUAUCGAGGGUCACUUCCCUUCGUGGGCUGCUUAUAUUACGUUCAUUCAAUGGCAACAUUAUCAGCUGUCAUCAAUCUUAG
Molecule: messenger RNA, 171 nt
Organism: Laetiporus sulphureus 93-53
Lineage: Eukaryota; Fungi; Basidiomycota; Agaricomycetes; Polyporales; Laetiporaceae
Exons: 1
Coding region: 1-171 (56 amino acids)
Source: RefSeq, a predicted model, not a curated record